This is a messenger RNA of Aspergillus luchuensis, 3888 nucleotides long. RefSeq names its product putative ABC multidrug transporter. Bases 1 to 3888 code for a protein of 1295 amino acids. Gene Ontology annotation, molecular function: ATP hydrolysis activity; ATP binding; ABC-type transporter activity. Gene Ontology annotation, biological process: transmembrane transport. NCBI's taxonomy places the organism in Eukaryota, Fungi, Ascomycota, Eurotiomycetes, Eurotiales, Aspergillaceae. The transcript has 4 exons. Gene Ontology annotation, cellular component: membrane. The record is from RefSeq and is a predicted model, not a curated record.
AUGAAGUGGAAGGAGGACAUUUGCCUGGAAGAACUUCCUAAGUCUCCGGGCACAGAUAGCACUGCCAUCUCCCUGUCCGACGUCGAGAAGGACAUCCUCGACAAACAGGUGAAUGCGCCCACAUCUGAGCCAGGCUUCUUUGGCAUCUAUCGAUAUGCCAGUCGCUUGGACAUAUUCCUUAUCAUCCUCAGCUCGAUCGCAUCUGUAGCAGGAGGGGCUGCUCUGCCUCUGUUCACCGUCCUCUUCGGCAACCUCACCUCAACCUUCCAAGACAUCGUCGCCGGCACUAUCACCUACGAGCACUUCCAUAAUGAGCUCAAUCGAUAUGUUGUUUACUUUAUCUACCUCGCCGUCGCCGAGUUCCUAACCAUCUACAUUGCGACCGCCGGCUUCAUCUACACCGGUGACCAUGUCGUCCAGCGCAUCCGCGUGGAAUACCUGCGCGCCAUUCUGCGCCAGAACAUUGCUUUCUUCGAUAACCUGGGAGCCGGUGAAAUUACCACCCGCAUCACGGCAGACACAAACCUGAUCCAGGAUGGAAUUUCUGAGAAAGUCGGCCUGGCGCUGACUGGUUUAUCCACCUUUGCUACGGCAUUCAUCAUCGCCUACAUCAAGUUCUGGAAGUUGGCCUUGAUCUGUAGUUCCACCCUUAUUGCCCUGCUGGUUAUCAUGGGCGGAGGAUCCAUGUUUACCAUGGUGUAUAGCAAGAGAUCGCUUGACUGUCAGGGUCGUUGCGGUAGUUUUGCCGAGGAUAUUCUUGACUCCGUGCGGACAGUUGUGGCCUUUGAUGCUCAAAAUGUGCUGGCUGCCAAGUACGAUGCCCAUCUGCUGGAGUCUGAGGGGCCUGCCAGAAAAGCGCAGAUUACCUUUGCCAUUAUGGUGGGUGCUCUGCUCUCUUGCAUCCAUCUAAAUUAUGGGUUAGGCUUCUGGCGUGGGAGUAUCUUCCUCGUGCAUGGAGAUAGUGGUGUCCAGGCAGGUGAUAUUCUCACCAUCCUCAUGUCCAUUAUGCUGGGAUCGUACCAUCUGGGCAACGUUGCCCCGAACACUCAGGCCAUCUCGAAUGGUGUGGCUGCGGCAUCCAAGCUGUACAGUACCAUUGACAGGCCGUCACCCCUGGAUGCGUCGUCAGAUCAGGGUCUGAAGCUCGGCCACAUCAAGGGCAACAUUGUCCUGCAGAACAUCAGACACGUGUAUCCGUCGCGGCCUGAGGUCAUUGUUGCCAAUGAUCUGAGUGUUUACAUCCCAGCUGGGAAAACGACAGCAUUUGUUGGGCCCUCGGGAUCCGGUAAGAGUACAGUCAUCGGUCUGAUCGAGCGGUUCUACAAUCCCGUUGCUGGACGAAUUACCCUCGACGGACAUGACCUGCAGACCUUGAACCUGCGCUGGCUGAGACAACAAGUCUCUCUAGUAUCUCAAGAGCCUCGGCUCUUUUCCGCCAGUAUCUACGAGAACAUCAAGUUCGGGCUGAUCGGGUCCGACUUUGAGAAUGAAACCGAGGCACAGAUUACCAAGCGGAUUCACGAUGCUGCUCGCAUGGCCAAUGCACAUGAUUUUAUCAUGGCACUUCCCAACCGGUACGAUACGAACAUCGGGUCCUUCUCACUGUCUGGUGGCCAGAAGCAGCGUAUCGCUAUCGCACGAGCGAUCGUCAAGGAUCCACGUCUGCUGCUGCUCGACGAAGCGACUUCAGCGCUGGACGCAAAGUCGGAGGAGAUCGUGCAAUCAGCCCUAGACAAGGCCACCAAGGGCCGUACAACCAUUGUCAUUGCCCAUCGCCUCUCCACGAUCAAAGACGCACAUAACAUCGUAGUUCUCGUCAACGGCCACAUCGUCGAGCAAGGACCACAUGGAGAGCUGAUGGACCGGAGAGGCGUCUACUGCGACAUGGUCGAAGCCCAGCAGAUCAAACAGCGGGACAAGAAGCGGCACGAGUCGAUGACAUUCUUCUUUGACGACGACUACGCCACUUAUCCCAUGGAUGAUCAAGACAUCCUAAGCGAUGAUGGCUCAUUAGUCGGGCUCAAGUCCGGCAACAAAAACCAACGACCUCGCAGCCGAAUGUCCAUGUUCAUACCGCCGCUGCCGACAAAAAUCAAACAGACCUUCUCCCUGUGGUCGCUAUUCAAAUUUUUAGCAUCAUUCAACCGCCCUGAAUGGCCGAUCAUGUCCCUAGGUCUCGCUGCCUCCAUCGUCGCGGGAGGCAUUCAGCCCUCUCAAGCCGUGCUCUUCUCCAAAGCCGUCAGCACUCUCAGUCUCCCGCCCUUUGAAUACCAAAAAUUACGCCAUGACGCCAACUUUUGGUCCCUGAUGUUCCUCAUGAUGGGCAUGAUUACCCUCUGCAUCUACAGCCUCCAGGGGACCCUCUUUGCCUACAGCUCUGAGCGCAUGAUUUACCGCGCUCGCAGCCAAGCCUUCCGGGUUAUGCUGAACAAAGACAUUUCCUUCUUCGACCGCGAAGAAAACACCACCGGUGCCCUGACCUCCACACUCGGCGCUGAAACCAAGCAACUAGCCGGAAUCAGCGGCGUCACACUGGGCACCAUCCUCAUCGUCUCUGUCAAUUUGGCCGCCUCCCUGGUUGUGGCCCUAGCAAUGGGUUGGAAACUCGCCUUGGUGUGCAUCUCCGCUGUCCCAGUACUCCUCGCCUGCGGCUUCAUUCGCGUCUGGAUGCUCGACAAAAUCCAGCGUCGCGCUAAAACUGCGUACCAAAAAUCAGCUAGUUCCGCUUGUGAAGCAGCUUCCGCUAUCCGCACGGUCGCUUCUUUGACUAUGGAACCGGAGGUGCUGCAAUCCUACGAAUCGCAGCUCCAUAAACAGCUGCGAAGCGACAUCUUCCCCAUAAUCAAGUCCUCUGCUCUGUAUGCUAGCUCUCAGGCACUACCUUUCCUGUGCAUGGCGCUAGGGUUCUGGUAUGGAGGCUCCCUACUUGGCAAGGGCGAGUACUCCCUGUUCCAGUUCUACGUCUGCUUCAGUGAAGUUAUCUUCGGCGCGCAGGCCGCAGGGACGAUCUUCUCUCACGCCCCGGAUAUGGGCAAGGCCAAAAACGCGGCUGUGGAGUUCAAGAAACUCUUUCGCAAUAACAACCCCACCGCUUCCGCUAUCAAUAGCUACCGACACGGGCCUCCGGUCCACGUUGCUACCAUGCAGGGAGAAGUUGAGUUUCGCGAAGUGUCAUUUCGGUAUCCCACGCGUCUGGAACAACCCGUCCUGCGCCACUUGAAUCUCACCGUCAAGCCAGGGCAAUAUGUCGCUCUGGUGGGGUCGAGUGGUAGUGGCAAAAGUACUAUUGUUGCCUUGUUGGAACGAUUCUAUGAAGCGCAGGUGGGCGAAAUUUACAUUGACGGGCGGAACAUCAACGCGUUGGACAAGAAGUCCUAUCGCAGUCAUUUGGCGUUGGUCAGUCAGGAGCCAUCGCUGUUCCAUGGUACAAUUCGAGAGAAUAUUCUCCUUGGUUGUACAGAUAAGGAACAUGUGUCGGAGGAUAUGGUGGUCAAGGCGUGCAGAGAUGCCAACAUUUAUGAUUUUAUCAUGUCGUUGCCACAAGGCUUCGACACCCUCGUUGGCAACAAGGGAGGCAUGUUGUCAGGUGGGCAGAAACAGCGUAUCGCUAUUGCGAGAGCGUUGAUCCGUAACCCCCGCAUAUUGUUGUUGGAUGAGGCGACUUCCGCGCUGGAUUCCGAGUCGGAGAAGGUGGUGCAGGCUGCGCUGGACGCGGCUGCAAAGGGGAGAACCACUAUUGCGGUGGCGCAUCGUUUGAGUACGAUCCAACGAGCAGACAUGAUAUAUUUCUUGGAGCAGGGAGAGGUAAUUGAGUGUGGGACACAUAAGGAGUUGUUGAGGCGCAGGGGACGGUAUUAUGAGAUGGUCAAUUUGCAGACUUUGAGGUGA